Molecule: messenger RNA, 3273 nt
Organism: Schistosoma mattheei
Lineage: Eukaryota; Metazoa; Platyhelminthes; Trematoda; Strigeidida; Schistosomatidae
Source: the annotation of a GenBank genome assembly
AUGGCAACUGGUUCAUCAGACAGCUUGUUGGAUUUAGAUAAUGAGUCCGAGCGGCACCGUAAUUGUUCUACCUGUUCUUCAAGUUGCAUUGGUUGUUGUCGAAAUUGUCGAGGUCCAAAAGUCUACCAUGCUCGUGUAGUUAAUGUUGGUAGACCAUCGAAGACUCAGAAAUUUCCUUCAAAUCGGAUCAAUAAUCAAAAGUAUAAUGUAAUAAGUUUCAUUCCUUGUCAAUUUAUUCCCGAACUUGGUGUGGGUCGUCUGUACACAUAUUGGGGGCCACUUGGUUUUGUGAUUGCAGUAACCAUGAUUCGAGAAGCGGUAGAUGACAUUGGAAGAUGGUCUCGUGAUCGCGAUGUCAAUAUGGCUAUCUAUGGAAAGUAUGUCCGCAACAAAGAAGUUUCCGUUAUGAGUUCAGAUAUCAAAGUUGGUGAUCUUAUUCGUUUAGAGAAGAAUCAACGAGUUCCAGCAGAUAUGAUCUUAAUAUGGACAUCAGAUCGAAAUGGUUCUUGUUUUAUACGGACAGAUCAACUUGACGGUGAGACUGACUGGAAAUUACGUUAUGCUAUACCAACUACACAUGCUUUUGUCAACCGUACUGGUCAUCCAAGUUCAUUGUGGGAUAUGGAAGCUCAAGUUUAUGCUGAAGCGCCGAGACAGAGUAUACAUAAUUUCGAAGGAACGUUCGUUCGUACAGAUGUCAAUCCUACUUCACCAACAGAUUCUGAAGCAUCAGAAGUUUCAUUAAAUAUUGAUCACACACUCUGGUCCAACACUGUACUAGCUACUGGAAGUGCUAUUGGCUUGGUCAUAUACACAGGAUCAGAAACACGUGCAGUAAUGAAUUCAAGUAGAGUACGUACAAAACGUGGGAAAAUCGAUCAAGAGAUUAACAAUAUCACAAAACUCUUAUUCUGUAUCCUAGUACUUCUAGCUCUUAUCAUGGUUGCACUGAAAGGUUUCAGUGGAUCUUGGUAUAAAUAUUGGUGGCGUUUUGUUGUUUUAUUCUCUUACAUUAUUCCUCUGGCAUUGCGUGUUAAUAUGGAUUUGGCAAAAAUCGUAUACUCUUUUAUGAUAAUGCGCGACAAAUCCCUGCCAAACUGCCUUGUUCGUAAUACCAAUAUACCUGAAGAAUUGGGUCGUAUUUGUUAUUUAAUGUCAGAUAAAACUGGUACACUUACACAAAAUGAAAUGGUUUUUAAAAAGUUACAUUUAGGCAGUGUAGCUUUUGCAUCAGAUUCCAUGGAAGAGGUUGUCCAAGGAUUGCGUAAUCAUUUCACUGCUGGUCCCACAAUCGGUAAUUUAUCAGAUCAAUUAACUCGUCAAAUUCGUCGUACAACCAAUGAACGUAUGGCUGAUGCAGUAUUAGCCAUAGCUAUAUGCCAUAAUGUUACACCGAUGACAGAAACUUAUUCAAAUCCUGGAUCGAUUGAUGUACCAGGUGGAGGGAGUAAAGAAGCUAUGGCUAUGGUAGAAUUAUCUGAUCCAAUUGGUUAUCAAGCUAGUUCACCUGAUGAAGUAGCUCUUGUUUCAUGGACUGCAACUGUUGGUGUAACACUUGUGUUUCGUGACUUGCACAGAAUGCGAUUACGUCUACCUAAUGACUCUUUUGUUGAGUAUGAAAUCUUGAAUUUAUUUCCAUUUUCAUCGGAAUCUAAACGAAUGGGUAUUAUUGUACGUGAUUAUUCAUCCAAAAGAAUAAUAUUUUAUGUUAAAGGUGCAGAUACUGUUAUGAGUAGUCUUGUAUCCUAUGUGGAUUGGUUAGAAGAUGAAGCUGGUAAUUUGGCUAGAGAAGGAUUACGAACAUUGGUUGUCGCUUCGCGUACUUUAACUGAAGAACAAUACUCAGAUUUCGCACAACGAUACCAUAGCGCUAAAAUGUCUUUAACUGAUCGUGUCGAAAAAAUGCAGUCAGUUGUAGCAACUUUAGAAACAAAUUUAGAAGUUCUCUGUUUAACAGGAGUAGAAGAUAAACUUCAAGAUGGAGUUCGUCCUGCAUUAGAAGCAUUAAGAAAUGCUGGUAUACGUGUUUGGAUGUUGACUGGGGAUAAACUUGAAACAGCUGCAUGUAUCGCUAAAUCUUCUCGUUUAGUCAGUCGUGAUACACCUAUGUAUAUAUUUAAAUCAGUUAGUGGUCGAAUGGAAGCUCAUUUAGAAUUGAACGCUUUUCGUAAACGUUGUGAUCAUGCCUUAUUGUUAACUGGAACAUCAAUGGAAACAUGCUUAAGAUUUUAUGAACAUGAAUUUGUUGAAUUGGCAAGACAAUCACCGGCUGUAGUUGUAUGCCGUUGUUCACCGACACAGAAAACACAAAUUGUCACCUUAUUAAGAUAUCAUACGAAAGCAAGAGUAGCAGCUAUCGGUAAAGAAGGUCGACAGGCUAGUCUAGCAUCUGAUUUCAGUUUAGCACAAUUUAAACAUGUUACACAAUUGUUACUUGUUCAUGGAAGGAAUUGUUAUAAAAAUACUGCUGCAUUGGCCUUGUUUGUUAUUCAUCGAGGUUCCAUUAUCACAGUCAUGCAAGCGAUAUUUUCAGCCGUUUUCUAUUUUGUUGCAAUACCGUUAUUCCCAAGUUUUCUAUAUGUUGGUUAUGCCACAGUGUUCACUAUGUUCCCUGUAUUUUCAUUGGUGCUUGAUAAGGAUGUACCGGAUCGUAUUGCUCUAACUUACCCUGAAUUAUAUAAAACUUUACAGAAAGGUCGUGAAUUAACUUUUAAAACUUAUUUCAUCUGGCAGUUGAUUAGUGUUUAUCAAGGUAGUGUUAUCAUGUAUGGUGCAUUGUUACUUUUCGAAGAUGAAUUCAUUCAUGUAGUAGCUAUCACAUUUACAGCUUUAUUAUUAACAGAAUUACUUAUGGUAGCUAUUACUAUACGUACAUGGCAUCUUCUAAUGAUUUUAGCGGAAGUUAUCAGUUUAGCAAUUUAUAUAAUGGCUUUGAUUGUCAUGAAAGCAUAUUUUGAUUCAGUAUUUCUAAGAACAAUUGGAUUUGUUUGGAAAGUAUUAGCUAUCACUGGUGUCAGUUGUAUACCAAUAUUAAUAUUGAAAUUUAUUCAUUAUAAAUUUAGACCAUCAAUUUAUUCAAAACUACAAUAGAAUGUUAUGUUCUUCUGUUGAAUGAAUUCAUCCAUCCACAAACACACACACACACACAUCCAUUAAAUUCUCUAUCAAUGACAAAUGAACUAGAUUUUCACAAACUUUUUUUUUCUAAAAAGUCAUUCAUUUACUACUUAAAUUUUGUUAUUUUUUAUGUAACUUUUUUAUUUUUCAACUCAU